Molecule: messenger RNA, 921 nt
Organism: Rhodotorula graminis WP1
Lineage: Eukaryota; Fungi; Basidiomycota; Microbotryomycetes; Sporidiobolales; Sporidiobolaceae
Exons: 8
Coding region: 386-850 (154 amino acids)
Source: RefSeq, a predicted model, not a curated record
UUGAGCGCCGUACUGAGCGUCCCGGGUCUGGGUAUGUCUCGAGCACUGCUUCGAAACCUGCUCGCAAGCUGCACAGAUGUCCCGCCCUCGCUUCCUGAGGCGUGACGAGGACGACGGCGUCGAGAGCGUGACCUUCUCAAGUUGCCUCUCCUCGACCUUUUUCUCGGCCACAACCGCACCUUGUCAGCUUCUUUCGCCUUCGAAUCGUUCAAGUCGUGCACAGACGAGGCGCUCUUGCUUCCAGAACGCAAAGUUGCAGCAAGUUCCGACGGGCGGGCGCGGCGCGAUUCCCCUCCUCACGACGCCCCCCUUCUUGUCUCCUCUCUUCCCACCACUCUUUCGCGCUCCACCACAACCACAAACUACCACCUCCAGCACAUCAACCAUGUCCGGCCUUUCGUCGCCCUCGUCGCUCCUCACCGCCUCUGCCUCGAGCACCGGCAUCAACGUCUACUCGCUCCUCAAGAUCGGCAUCGGUGCCACUGGCCUCAUCCUCCCGGCCUUCGCGACCUCGACCACCACCCCGUUCAAGUUUGCCGCUCGCGGCCAGCUCCGCGCGUCCAAGCCGACCGCCAACACCGUCUCGCCGCCGGCGGGCUCUGCCACGGAGGGUGCGCUCGCCGUCAGGCUCACCGCUGCCCGUGACGUCGUCAUCGGUCUCCUCAUGCGCGACACCACCGCCGCUGUCGUCGUCCGUGCCCUCCAGGCCGACGUCGUCAUCUCGAUCCUCGACAUCCUCUCGGCUGGCGCCGGCUACAUCGAGGGCACCCUCUCGAAGGAGCUCGCUCUCUCGACCGCCGGCUUCGCCGGCUCGUUCCUCGCCUACGGAUUGUGGUUGCUCAACGCGUAAACGACGCCCGUCCAGCUUGCGUCCCGUGUCUAGCCCUGUGUUCGAAGCAAUUCAGUCCGCAGUACCCUUUA